This is a messenger RNA of Chiroxiphia lanceolata (lance-tailed manakin), 1373 nucleotides long. RefSeq lists its product as uncharacterized. The record is from RefSeq and is a predicted model, not a curated record. Bases 17 to 1060 code for a protein of 347 amino acids. NCBI's taxonomy places the organism in Eukaryota, Metazoa, Chordata, Aves, Passeriformes, Pipridae. The transcript is spliced from 2 exons.
CUGAAGGCACCAAACUAUGCAAGCUCCCUCUCCCGAGCUGCUCCUGCCUGUGGCCCUUCCUGGGAGAAGGGAUAGGGGAUGGGGUGGAGGAGCUGGAAGGGUGCUGAGCUCGGGGCUCACCCGACGCCUUACGCUGGGCCCUACAACUGUUAACCUAGACCUAAAACCCCCCCCCAGAUUAAGACCUUUCCAAGUGGCAUCCCAACACUUUGAAUCCACCCAACAACACUCCUUUGCCCACGAAUUUUCAAAUCCGAAUUUCAAACGCCCCAGGGGUGGUUUGACUCCAGGUUUAAGUCGUUUCCCCUGGUUUUAUGAAAUCCCUGAAGCUGUGGGACAGAGUCGGUGCUCCUGGGGGGUCACUCCUGCUCCCUCUGGCUCCUCUGGCCUUGGAACAAAGGCCAGAGAGGGCAGCUUUUCCCUCAAACUGCAGGAAUUCCAAUGGACUUUACCCCCGGGACAGGGAUGUGCCACAGGCUCUGCCCCUGCUUGUUUCACCCCGGAUUUUGAGCCGAGAUGGUUUAAAACCAAACCUUUGACUGUUGUGUGGGCACUUGGGUUUAAGUUCCAGUUUCCCAUGUUCAUUUUUCCCCAAAUCAGAGCAGCAGCUUUAUUUUGGGGUUGGGAAUAUCCUCCAGCUGUGCCGGGAGCUCUGGGAGCAGGGAUGCCCCAUGGCACAGGGGGGAAGGCAGGAGGCGACAUUUCACUGCUGGUUCCUCGAGUUUUGGGAGAAUUUCUCUGCAAUUUGGUUAAACCCAUCCCGAGGGAUGCUGGCUUUGGGUGGGGGUGGGAAGUGCCCGGACCCGCUCGCUGCUUUAUUGGGUUUGGGGGGGGGGGGGAGAGAGGGAAAAUGCAGAAAACCUGGAGGAAAAGCACCAAACCUGCCCCGGGGAGGGAUUUUUCCACUGGGAUGGGGACAGGGAGGCUGCAAUGUGACCCCAAGGUCAAACUAAGUGCACUUACUGGUGUGGUUGGAAUUCAAAUCGCUGCCAUCGGAUCCUGGUGGAAGAAAACUUUGUCUUUCAGGGUGUGUAAAACCCGUUCUUGGGAUUUUCUUUGAUUUUAUUAAAUGAGAUUCACCUUUGCCGCUCCCCGACCCCCUCGGCGGGGGAGGCCAGGGCAGCUUUGGGUCUCACUAACUCUGAGUGACCUGAAUUAAUUCUGCAGUGGUUUAUUCACAAAAAAAAAAAAAAAAAAAAAAACAACAAAAAACAAAACCAACCUUUUUUUUAAUUAUUAUUAUUAUUAUUAAUUCCGUAUUAAUUGGUGAUAUUCGGCCUCCUGGUGAGCAGGGCUGGAGCGGCGCGGUCGGGCUGUACCUGCGGCCUCGUUGUGCUGCCACAGACUCACUGACAAUAAAAACCUUCAGCUGA